Drosophila gunungcola (fruit fly) is the source of this 1126-nucleotide messenger RNA. RefSeq lists its product as uncharacterized. The coding region runs from base 68 to 811 and encodes 247 amino acids. The record is from RefSeq and is a predicted model, not a curated record. The transcript has a single exon. Lineage: Eukaryota; Metazoa; Arthropoda; Insecta; Diptera; Drosophilidae.
AUUGUCAAACGAAGAGCAUCUCACCAGCGUCGCUUUAUCACAUUAUAUACACUAAAACCUACAAAUCAUGGGUUGUUGUGCGAGCAGUCUGAAACUCAAGGAGCUGAGCCUGAACAGCAGCAUUUACAUGGCAACUGGCGGCGGAUCUGGAAGUGGUCGCUCCCUGAAGCGACUAUAUAGCAGUCGGAACAGCAGCGGCGUGGGCAGCAGCUCAUCAACGUCUUCGAAAAACUCCAGCCGCAGCAUUUGGAGCCGCUCCAGCCAGCCGAUUUGCGAUGAUUUUGCCGAGCAACCACAACUGGACCGAUCCUGUGGCUAUUACACCUGCAGCAGUGCCAAUUCCUCACCUCGUCGGGAUCAUGAGGAUCUGGAUGAGGAGGAGAAGGAGGAUGGGGAGGUGCUGAUGCGCACCCAGGACAUGAGCGAGGGAUCCCGAAAUUCAAUUGAAUCCAAUCAAACAGUGGGCAACCUGGAGUGGGAGAUGUACAUGAUGCAGCAGGCGCAGCAAAUAAUGCCAAAGACCUCGUCGCCCAUCAGCCAGCGGCGUGGCAAUGGCCCCGUUCCGGCCUCGUCCUACCAAAAGUGGCGGACCUACCUGCAAUCGACCCCCGCCCACAUGCUGCACAAUGUCACCCACAUCCCGGAGGCCAUUGCCGGCCACUUUUGCCCCACUGGCUUUCCGGGCUACAGCGAUCUGGAGGAAAUGGAGAGUGCGGCCAAGCGGUUUAAGGUGGACAUCGAUGAGGAGCCACUGUACACCACCUACCAGCUGCUGGCUGGACACACGCACACCAUCUCCACAGAUCUAUAAGUUUGCAAAUCAGCAAGUAGUAGUCCCCAAUCGCACCAACUCCGCUUGGUUCGGAGGGGUUUCUAGCGAUUGGUGGACCCAUUUGGAACCCAUCAUCCCCGGCGAGGACUGGCAACAGGUGUGCCAGCUGUCAAACAGUUGGACAAACAAUCACAGCGAUUCCAUUGCCCAGCAAUGGCAAAUCGUAUAGACGAUUUUACAAAAAUACCUUCCUUUUUUUUUUUCCUUGUAUAUCAUACAACUUAGACUUAAGAACAGGACAAUCAACAAUGUGUACAUGGUUGGAUAAUCAAAUUAUACUCGUAAUUAUAUUGU